Molecule: messenger RNA, 2090 nt
Organism: Parnassius mnemosyne (clouded apollo)
Lineage: Eukaryota; Metazoa; Arthropoda; Insecta; Lepidoptera; Papilionidae
Source: the annotation of a GenBank genome assembly
GUCUCUGCAAGUCACAGCUGCAAGUUUUCGUGGUGUUUUCGUUUGGUAUCUCGUAUCUAACUUUUUAUUUUAUAAUUAUGGCCGAAAAUAAAAGCAAGCGGUGUCAAAACUUCACGUUUGAUGAAAAGGAUAAACUUGUAAAGUUAAUGAAUACUUUUAAAAAUGUUAUAUUAAAUAAAAAGACGGACGGUACAACAAAUCAAGCGAAGAAUGAAGCGUGGGUGAAUUUGUGCACAAGAUUUAAUUCCACAGGAACCACGGCUAGAAGUAAAGAAUCUCUUAUGAGAGUCUGGGAGAAAAUGAAGACUGAUGCGAAGUUAUACAAAGCACUUAGCAAAAGCAGUCACAAUGGCACAGGAGGUGGCCCAUCGUGUGUUAAAACAGAUAUAAUUUUGGAACAAGUCAGUGACUUGAUGGGCCGAGCAUGUAAAGGCAUAACUGAUGUCCAGGAUUCAGAUGCUGACAAAAUUACUGAAGCCAGUUCAUUACCAAUACUUGGUGAUGAGACAAUGGAAAUUUUAAUAUUUCAAAAUGAAAAUGUUAGUAUUUAUAGAAUUCUCUAUUAUGUAGGUAUAUUAAAAUUAGAAACUGACUGACAAAUAGUCCAAAUGCCGUAGUAGAAAUCAGGGCAAUAAGUUUGUUACAUAUUAUAAUAUUAUAUAAAAGUAAGUUAUGUAUAUUAUUGUGUUUGUUUAAGGAGAUGCUUUCGUUCCUACCAGUGUUUCAAUAGAGGGCUAGACAGAGAAACACUACGGGGCGACAACAACAAAAUGAACUAAACUGGCAGAAUUUUCAAUACAAAAUUAUUUCAGUCAUUUGUAUAGGUGUCGACCCACUGUAUGAUUAUAUUAUAUUUACACUGUGAUUUUUAUAUUAGAAUUUGUUUUGUUACAAUUUUAAUGCAAUACAAGAAAUGUGGAAUAUAUUGAAAAUAACGAUGUUGGGAAUAAUAAUGACAUUGCUCCAACACUGUCAUCACCAACAUCGUCUCAAUUUAUAAAGUCCACAUCUAUAUGGAAAAGACGACAACCAAUAAUUAAAGAAAAUAAGGAUAAAGCUGAAGUUGUUUCAACGUUAUGUGGAGGUUUUAAAGAUUUGAAUUCUAAAAAGGCUUAGAAGAAGAAAUAAAAUUUAAAAGAGAAUUGUACCAGCUGCAGUUAGAAACAGCUAGAAAGGAAUUGGAAAUUAAAACUGAAGUAUGCAACCAAUUAAAAGGUCACACCUUAAACUUUCAAAAUGUAUCAGGAAUACCUAAAAAUGGUUCUGCAAAUAACUAGUUUAAGUAUACUUUUUUAUUAAUUAAAUAUCCCUUACCCAUGCAUAAUCUUUUUAUUAAAUAAAAAGUAUUUAUUUAAUCAAUAUUUUGAGCUCUGUGAUGAAUGAUGUUAUUCUUUUUGUUUGUAAUUUUUGUAAUUCUUUUUGUAACCUACUUAAGUUUUAAUCAAUAUUAUAUUAUUAUUCUCCUUAUUUUUUCUUUUACCUUUAAGGGAUAGCCACUAUCCCCAAGUAAAUGGCUGUCUCCAUACUCCCCUCUUUCAAACUUUCUAUAAAUAUAGCUAUUUUGGUAAAUUGCUGAGUCAUGUGUAGAGCCUGGCCAGCGUGCAACAACAUCCUGGACCAACAACUUUGCUGAUGCAAUUGUUUGGACAUUUAUGGACAUGUAGCCUUUCCUGUUUCUAAAUAGUUCAGCAUCAUCUCCACCUAUAGAUAUAAAUAAUACUUCAUCAGCAUUGCUUGAUAGACUACUAAGAGAAAUGAACUUUUAGUGAAAGGUAGUUAAAUAAAAAUGAGGAAUUUACCUGGUGACUGAAUUUUUACAUGUGUGCAAUCAAUACAGCCUAGUACAUUAGGGAAUCUAGCUAUAUCAUAGAAGUCUAUCUUAACUCUGUCUUGGUCUCUGUUUGUAUCAGGAAAUAUAAUGAAUUCUCGACGUAGGGAAACAAUUGCUUGAGACACUCUCUUUACUAUCCGGCUGGAUGUAGCCAAACUAGUACCACCCAUAUCAGCCACAGCAAGCAAGUGAUUGCCUGUGGCAUAAUAUCUUAAAGCUAUUAAUAAUUGAUUUAUGGGUGGUAUGGAAUUGUUCCUGU